Saccoglossus kowalevskii is the source of this 1075-nucleotide messenger RNA. RefSeq names its product mucin-21-like. Lineage: Eukaryota; Metazoa; Hemichordata; Enteropneusta; Harrimaniidae. The record is from RefSeq and is a predicted model, not a curated record.
AUGACACUCAACCAUAUUAGUGGAUGUACCUCAAGUCAUUCUAGUGUGACACUCAACCAUACUGGUGGAAGUACCUCAAGUCAUUCUAGUAUGACACUCAACCAUAUUGGUGGAUGUACCUCAAGUCAUUCUAGUAUGACACUCAACCAUAUUAGUGGAAGUACCUCAAGUCAUUCUAGUAUGACACUCAACCAUAUUGGUGGAUGUACCUCAAGACAUUCUAGUAUGACACUCAACCAUAUUGGUGGGUGUACCUCAAGUCAUUCUAGUAUGACACUCAACCAUAUUGGUGGAAGUACCUCAAGUCAUUCUAGUAUGACAAUUAACCAUAUUGGUGGAAGUACCUCAAGUCAUUUGAGAAUGACACUCAACCAUGUUGGUGGAAGUACCUCAGGUCAUGCUAGUAUGACACUCAACCAUAUUAGUGGAUGUACCUCAAGUCAUUCUAGUAUGACACUCAACCAUAUUAGUGGAUGUACCUCAAGUCAUUCUAGUAUGACACUCAACCAUAUUGGUGGAUGUACCUCAAGUCAUUCGAGUAUGACAAUCAACCAUAUUGGUGGAAGUACCUCAAGUCAUUCUAUUUCUAGUAUGACACUCAACCAUAUUGGUGAAAGUACCUCAAGUCAUUCUAGUAUGACACUCAACCAUAUUGGUGGAAGUACCUCAAGUCAUUCUAGUAUGACACUCAUCCAUAUUGGUGGAAGUACCUCAAGUCAUUCUAGUAUGACACUCAACCAUAUUGGUGGAAGUAUCUCAAGUCAUUCUAGUAUGACACUCAACCAUAUUAGUAAAAGUAGCUCAAGUCAUUUGAGAAUGACACUCAACCAUAUUGGUGGAAGUACCUCAGGUAAUUCUAGUAUGACACUCAACCAUGUUAGUGGAUGUACCUCAAGUCAUUCUAGUAUGACACUCAACCAUAUUGGUGGGUGUACCUCAAGUCAUUCUAGUAUGACACUCAACCAUAUUGGUGGAUGUAUCUCAAGUCAUUCUAGUAUGACACUCAACCAUAUUAGUAAAAGUAGCUCAAGUCAUUUGAGAAUGACAUUCAACCAUAUUGGUGGAAGUACCUCAG